Messenger RNA from Botrytis cinerea B05.10, 1596 nucleotides. RefSeq lists its product as hypothetical. NCBI's taxonomy places the organism in Eukaryota, Fungi, Ascomycota, Leotiomycetes, Helotiales, Sclerotiniaceae. Gene Ontology annotation, molecular function: hydrolase activity. The record is from RefSeq and is a predicted model, not a curated record. The coding region runs from base 215 to 1120 and encodes 301 amino acids. The transcript is spliced from 2 exons.
GCACUUUAGACCUUUCUGGCCUUAGUCUAACGAUAAUGCCUCUCAAGUCCGAUAUUCACAUCAAUGUUGCAUAGUUUGAGCCAAGCAACACAUCGGCAGGUACAGCUAAAGCUAAUAAGGAUUUGAUCAACUUGCUGAGAGAUGGUCCGAAAUGGUUUGAGGUUUGGUUGUCAGUCUAUAUGUAGCUUGCUCAUUACUUAUUGCUACUUCCCAGAUGGGUGCUUCAAAAUAUCGCGAGACGAGGGAUGCAGGCAAGACUCCCAUCCCAAAGCCCAAGCUCUUGCCAGAUGGUCUCGACAUAGAAAUCCCUUCUCGUGAUAGUGAUCGAGCGAUCCCUUGUCGUUUAGUGUAUCCAUCUUGGCGCAAAACCAUAGAGGAAAGAAAGAAGACAAGAGCAAUUGGAUAUCUUAUACAUGGAGGUGGAUGGGUUCUUGGUGAUCAACAUUCUGCUGAUGUACUCCUCCAAUUUUGUGCUGAUGCUGGAGACCUGGCAAUUGUGUCAGUUGGUUAUCGACUUGCUCCUGAAUUUCCUUUUCCAUGUGGUCCGAAUGAUUGUAUUGACGUGGGAAAAUACUUGGUCAAAAAUGGAGAAGGAGUUUUAGGUAGCCCAUUGAAAUUUAUUGGGGGAGAGAGUGCAGGUGCUCAUUUAUCCUCACUUGUCGCUUUCCAUCUUCUCAAACCCCUUCCUGACUUUAACUUGUCCGGGCUAAUUCUCCAUUGUGGUAUAUACGAUCUCACAAUGCUUCCCCAAUGUCGAAACUUUCUUCGUCCCAAUUUAAUACUCGACCAUAAUUUGAUGCGUAAAUUCGUCGACGCGUUCCUCCCUGAUAUGUCUGACGAACGAAAGAAACAUCCUCUCGUAUCCCCAUACUAUGAAGAUCUCGAGAUUUUCAGAGGACGAUUACCAAGUGCUCUUUUUACAUGUGGUACAGAAGAUCCGUUGCUCGAUGAUUCGGUGACUAUGGCUACAAAGUGGAUGAUGGUGGGUGGGGAGGCUGUGGUUAAAAUUUAUACCGGGGCCCCGCAUGCGUUUAUUAACUUGAAGGAUCAGUUGAAGGAGGCCAUUGAUGCACAAGAGGAUACGAAGACUUGGAUCAAGGAUUGCAUAGCGAAUUUGUGAUGGUGUUGGGUGUGUGAGAAGGGUGGGGACUGUGUCAUGAGGGUUCGGUGCUUCUCUGAGAUGAAAUUGAAUUGGGGAGUGUAAUGAGGGUGUUUGUAUUUGGAAAAAUCGGGGAGAGGUGUUGGCGGAGAAAUUUUGUUUCAAUAUAGAUUGGAUUGUGCAUCUUUUCUAGUCGCACUUGUUCUUUCCCUUAUAUAGCUCCCAAUUUCCUCGGUCACUGAAUAACGUAUGAAGAAAUAAAUGUCUGUGGCCUGGAAACUUAUGAUCUUAAUAUUUUCUGGUAGUUUUGGUGGUAUGUUGAGCUACCAAACAAAAACUUUCAAUAUGACAUUCGUGUUCUACAACCUGGAUAUGUUUUCGGAGGCGCGUUUGUUGCGUAUCCUUGGAAGUGAGGGGAUGGCUGUUGAGAUGUUAUGUCUGUCGACUAGUGUGUAAUUUGUUGUAUUGUACUUAGAGAAUAUGAUCUGGAAAUUACA